Brassica oleracea var. oleracea is the source of this 838-nucleotide messenger RNA. Its product is annotated as putative cysteine-rich repeat secretory protein 37. Lineage: Eukaryota; Viridiplantae; Streptophyta; Magnoliopsida; Brassicales; Brassicaceae. Bases 26 to 802 code for a protein of 258 amino acids. The record is from RefSeq and is a predicted model, not a curated record. The transcript has 2 exons.
UGAAAAAGAAUAACAAUCUAAAACAAUGAAAGUUUCAUAUUCUUUAUCCAAACGUUUUCUUUUCUCUAUUUUGGCUAUGCCAUUCUUCAUGAUACAUAGUGUUUCAUCAUUGAACCUUACCAAUGAGUAUCUCAAUCAUAAAUGCCUCCUUGAUCAAGGGAAAUAUAACUCUGGAAGUGAGUACGAGGACAACCUCAACCGUCUCUUUCGUAAAGUUAGUAGUGAUGCUUAUGCUGUGAUCGGUUUCACACACACAAGUAUUGGAACAUCGACUCCCGAUUUUCUUACCAUCACUCUCCAGUGUCGUGGUGACUCUAUUGGGUCUAAAUGCCAUACAUGCGCUGACAGCGCAAUCUCGGAGUUUCGUAAGAGAUGUCCGAAGAACAAAGGAGGAAUAAUAUGGUACGACCAAUGUUUUCUCUAUGUUACUACAAUCAAAGAAGAAAUUCCAAUCAAAACUAAUUACGAGAAUAUUUUUUCUAUGUACAACUCAAAUAACGUGAGAGGAGAUGUACAUUUUUUUGCCAAGAGGGUGAUGGAUUUUUUAUCUGAGCUCACACUUAAAGUCGAGAAAACAAUCAAGGGCGUUCACGUCAUAUUAUACGCGGCAGGGGAAAAGAAGCUUGGGAAAAAUAAAUUGUAUGCAAUGGUGCAGUGCAUACAACUAACAUUAGAUUGUAAGAGUUGUUUGGAAUGGAGUAUCAAAGAGCUUUUCAAAAACAGUGACAUUAAACAAGGAGCAAGAGUUUUGGGUACGAAUUGCGGUGUAAGAUAUGAACUAUACCCUUUUCUUAGGAGCUAAGCAGUUUCACUGGUGUGAGUACAUCCUUUUCAUAAC